AUUUUCAUUUGAUAGGAUUGGUAAUUGAAGUUUAAUGACGAAAUGUCACAAUUAUAAUAUAUUGCAAUUGUGAUGUUUUUGGGUUAGAAAUUUGGCAUCAGAAACUAAAACUUAAGAUAAAGAAAAUUUCUAAUCACAAAAUUUUGUAAUAUACGAAUAUCACCAUGCCGCGAAUUAUGAUAAAAGGUGGCGUUUGGCGGAACACGGAGGAUGAAAUUCUUAAAGCGGCUGUUAUGAAAUAUGGGAAAAAUCAAUGGUCUCGUAUUGCUUCGCUGCUUCACCGCAAAUCCGCCAAACAAUGUAAAGCUCGUUGGUAUGAGUGGCUGGAUCCAAGUAUUAAGAAGACAGAAUGGUCACGAGAGGAGGACGAGAAGUUGCUACACCUCGCCAAGUUGAUGCCUACGCAAUGGAGAACUAUAGCUCCUAUCAUUGGUCGUACUGCUGCUCAAUGCUUAGAGCGAUAUGAAUAUUUACUCGACCAAGCUCAAAAGAAGGAGGAGGGUGAAGAUAUGGGAGAUGAUCCUCGUAAACUUAAACCGGGAGAAAUUGAUCCUAACCCAGAGACAAAGCCAGCUAGACCUGACCCAAAAGACAUGGAUGAAGAUGAAUUGGAAAUGCUCUCAGAAGCAAGAGCUCGCUUAGCCAACACACAAGGUAAAAAGGCAAAAAGGAAGGCUCGUGAAAAGCAGUUAGAAGAGGCACGCCGAUUGGCAGCUCUGCAGAAGAGGAGAGAACUCAGUGCUGCUGGAAUUUCUGUACCAAUUAGGCGUAAGAGGAAACGUGGUGUGGACUAUAACUCAGAAAUACCUUUUGAGAAAAGGCCAGCUGCUGGAUUCUAUGAUACAUCUACUGAAAUUGUGGAUCCCAUGGCACCUGAUUUUUCAAGACUUCGUCAACAACAUCUUGAUGGAGAACUACUUUCCGAAAAGGAAGAGAGAGAGCGUCGCAAGGACAAACAGAAACUAAAACAACGCAAAGAAAAUGACGUGCCUCAAGCAAUGUUACAGGGUGACAAUCCUGCACGAAAAAGGAGCAAACUCGUUUUACCUGAACCCCAAGUUUCAGAUCAAGAGUUGCAACAAGUGGUGAAGCUCGGCCGCGCGUCGGAGGCGGCGCGCGAGAGCGCGGGCGAGGCGGGCGCGGCCACGGACGCGCUGCUGGCGCACUACGCGCUCACCCCCGCGCCCGCCACCGCGCUGCGCACGCCCGCCGCGCACUCGCAGCGGGACAGAAUCCUAAUGGAAGCACAGAAUGUGAUGGCCCUAACACAUGUGGAUACACCUCUGAAAGGCGGACUUAACACUCCCUUACACGAGUCUGAUUUUUCUGGAGCCUUGCCACAGUCCCAAGCAGUCGCGACGCCAAACACCGUUAUCGCUACUCCAUUUAGAUCAACACGCAGUGAAGCUUCGACACCGGGCAGCUUCGCUACUCCUGGUCAUGGUCCCCAGCAGCCCGGCCUAGUAACUCCUGGCUUACGUGACAAGCUGAGUAUAAAUCCAGAGGACCAGUUAAGCACUGGAGAAACUCCACAACAAAAUAAUCAGGUCCAGAAGCAGCUGAAAGCAUCAGUGCGCACCGCGCUGCAGGCGCUGCCCACGCCUCGUAACGACUACGAGAUAGUGGUGCCCGAGCACGAGGCGGAGUCGGGCGAGGCGGCCGGCGACGCGCCGCCCGAGGACCAGGCCGACGCCGACGCGCGCGCGCUGCGCGAGGAGGAGGAGCGCCAGGCGGCGGCGCGGGCGCUGCGCUCGUCGGCGCUGGUGGCGGGCGCGGCGCGGCCGGCCGAGGUCAACGCGAGCGUGGUGCGCGGCGCCGGCCCGCUCACGUCGCUGCAGCGCGCGGAGGAGCUGCUCAAGGCCGAGAUGCUGGCCAUGCUGCACUACGACGCGCUGCACGACCCGCCGCCCGGUGUGGACAAGAAACGUAUAGUUCAACUGCAAGCUUCGCACCUGGCGUACCUGGAGCAGCAUCCUUACGAACAGUUCACCGCCGAAGAGCUUGAUGAGGCGAAGGAGGAGCUGCGCAAGGAGAUGGAGGUGGUGCGCGCCGGCAUGGGCCACGGAGACCUCGGCAUUGACGCCUACACGCAGGUCUGGGAGGAGUGCCUCGCUCAGGUGCUGUUCCUACCUGGACAGAACAGAUAUACGCGCGCUAAUUUAGCGAGCAAGAAAGACAGACUGGAAUCUGCAGAGAAGAGAUUAGAACAAAACAGAAACCACAUGGCAAAGGAAGCUAAGAAAUGCUCAAAAAUGGAAAAGAAAUUACGAGUACUUACAGGUGGUUAUCAAAGCAGAACGGCAUCUCUUAUAAAGCAAUUUCAAGAGUUACAAGAUCAAAUCGAGCAGGCGAAUUUAGAGUUAUCAACGUUUAAAUUUUUGGCUGAACAAGAAAAGGCCGCCAUUCCACGUAGAAUAGAGUCUCUCACAGAAGAUGUCAAUCGUCAAACAGAACGCGAAAAACAGCUACAAAAGCGAUAUGCGGAUUUACAAGCUGAGUUGGAAGAGCUGCAUAAAAUAAGAAAGACCAAGGAAGUGGAACCAAAACCCAUAGAAGCGGAGGUUUAAUGGAAAUAAUUUUUAAAUGUAAUAUAACAUAGUUAGACCAUUUAGAGUGUAUUUAAGUAUGUUAUAAAUAUCUGACUUUUCUCUUAGCAUCGAUACAAAUAUUAUGUAAAGAGUAAAUAAAAAAAAUUAU
This is a messenger RNA of Vanessa tameamea, 2697 nucleotides long. It is a transcript of the gene Cdc5, whose product is annotated as Cell division cycle 5. Gene Ontology annotation, cellular component: spliceosomal complex; Prp19 complex. Bases 165 to 2567 code for a protein of 800 amino acids. Gene Ontology annotation, molecular function: DNA-binding transcription factor activity, RNA polymerase II-specific; RNA polymerase II transcription regulatory region sequence-specific DNA binding. The record is from RefSeq and is a predicted model, not a curated record. The transcript is spliced from 16 exons. NCBI's taxonomy places the organism in Eukaryota, Metazoa, Arthropoda, Insecta, Lepidoptera, Nymphalidae. Gene Ontology annotation, biological process: mRNA splicing, via spliceosome; regulation of transcription by RNA polymerase II.